UGGUCAGCCUGGAGGUCCUGCUUCUCAGUCAACAUGAAGGCUCUCCUCAUUCUGGGGCUUCUCCUCCUCUCUGUCGCUGUCCAGGGCAAGAUAUAUGAGAGGUGUGAGCUUGCCAGAACUCUGAAAAUGCUUGGAUUGGAUGGCUAUAGGGGAGUCAGCCUGGCAAACUGGGUGUGUUUGGCCUAUUGGGAAAGCCAUUAUAACACACAAGCUACAAACUACAAUCCUGGAGACCGAAGCACCGAUUAUGGAAUAUUUCAAAUCAAUAGCCACUACUGGUGCAAUGACGGCAAAACCCCAGGAGCAGUUAACGGCUGUGGUAUACUCUGCAGCGCUUUGCUGCAGGAUGACAUCAGUCAAGCUGUAGCAUGUGCAAAGAAGAUUGUCAGUCAGCAAGGCAUUACAGCAUGGGUGGCAUGGAGAGCUCAUUGUCAAAACCAAGAUCUCAGGCCUUAUAUACAGGGUUGCAAACUAUAACUGUGGAGUUUUCUUUCUUCAGCUCAUUUUGUCUCUUUUUCAAAUUAAGGAAGUAAUAGUUGAGUGAAAGGUCAUUCUACCAUUCUUUCAAACAAACAGUGUUUCUACAGAAGCAGGAACAUAUGGUUUUUCUUCUAUGAGGCUUAAUGAUUGCCCCAUGUGUUUAUUGUUUGAUAUUAGGCCAACAAUAUUUUUCAGUUUGCUAAUAGAACUAAUGCUGGUAUAUGCAGAAUAUAGAAAAAUAUUACAAAUCAACUGGUUUGCAAGGCAGAAAUAGAGACAAAGAUGUAGAGAACAAACAUAUGGACACCAAGUGGGGAAAGUGGAAAAGCUUGGGGGGGAAAGAAUUGGGAGAUUGGGAUUGCCAUGUAUACAUUGCUAAUAAGAAAAAAAACUACCAAAUUGUACACUCUAAAUAUAUGCAGUUUAUUGUCUAUUAACUGUAUCUCAAUAAAAGUUUUUUUAAAAAAACUAAGGCUGGUGAAUAUUUCUCUAAAAUCUUAAUUAUCAAAUAUAUCUGCAGUACAUCCAGUUCCUAAUCAAAGGAAUAACCCAGACUUAAUCUUGAAUGAUGCAAGCACUCCCCAAUAUGCAAUACAAAUAUAACAAAAGAAUAUCUUUAUACAAAUUGAUCUUAGGCAAAAUCCCAGCUGUGUACGCAUGUGACCCCUUCAUCUGUUCUGUCAUCUGCAAAAAGAGUAAAAGAGAACCAGUCUUUGUUGGGCAGUAUACAAUUUAAACAGGAGCAGAAUGCCCAAUGGCUAAAAAUGAAAACAGCCUGAAUUAAGAAUCUGGUUCUCAUAAAGUGUGACCUUUGGCUUAAAUGUUUUCUUAGAAAUGCUGCAUUUACACAGCUUUAAAAAUAAAAUCACAAUUUACACAUCAGUCUAUUUUAGCCCCUUUUAAAGAACUCAUUUAUGCAUCUUGCUGAUCAUGAAGGAAUAUAAGGAGGGAUUAGAUGGGCAGUUGCUUUUCCUUAAUGUUAUUAACUUAGAUUUAUGCGUUAUGACUAAAUUCAGAGGCAGAUGAGU
Molecule: messenger RNA, 1508 nt
Organism: Hippopotamus amphibius kiboko
Lineage: Eukaryota; Metazoa; Chordata; Mammalia; Artiodactyla; Hippopotamidae
Product: lysozyme C-like
Exons: 4
Coding region: 34-477 (147 amino acids)
Biological process (GO): defense response to Gram-positive bacterium; defense response to Gram-negative bacterium
Molecular function (GO): lysozyme activity
Source: RefSeq, a predicted model, not a curated record